GGAUGAGAGCUGUUCCUCUCACAAGCUGGCGUUGAGUUAUGUUGAUGAUCACUCACGAUGAAAGUCGAAGGCGUUCGGAUCAGGAAAUAGAGCUCCUCGUCCAUACAGAAUGAAGAUGGGUCGGGACGAUCCGAGGAAAAGCUUCGCUGUCGGAUUGAGACUCUGGCGUGACUCGUCGUGUGACUGUUCGUUCUAGAUCUGUUCCCUGCUACGAGCACUAUCGUUACUCGAAGUAGCCGCAGUGUUUGCUCUGGACUGGAAAACACGAAACUUGUCGUCAGGAAGUGUGGCACUCAUCGCCACUGCUAGCGCUUAGCGGCUAGUUCACAAAGCGGAGAACGGUGCAAAUUUAGAACCCGUGGACUGGCUGUGGAGGACGGAAGAAUCGAGCUCGGCGGCUUGAAAUAAAAGUGAGCUAUGGCCAGCACCACUCCUCAGGACUGGCAUGCUGACAGCUCCAGGGCCAGCUCCAGGGAUAGGAGCAGACGUACUGACAACGAAGUGUACUUUUACAAGGUCGUCGAUGGAUAUCUCCCUGGGCUGUCCAAGGCGAUGGAUUUUGAUCUUCUCAACCGCCUGGCACGUGAGGAUAGCACUAUUGCUCCGGAUGAGUGGUGGCAUCUUAAAGAAUUCCGUGAGGAGAGCGUACCUGCCAAGAAUCUCAAGCUGCUCUCCGCUCUAGCACAGCAUGGCAAGCAUGGUGUGGCCAAACUAGUAGCACUACUGGAGUAUCAAGGAACCGAGCAAUGCCUCCAUCUAGCACAGCAGCUCCUCAAGAAAUCAGGACUCGCACACCGCACUUUGAUUCCACUGUCCUGGAUAGCAUCGUCUCGCUCCAGGCAAGCAACAACCCUUCCUCAGUCCAGGCUGGCUGAUGACAACAUUAGAGUACACAGCAACCCGGCGGCGUGGAGCUUCUUGAUUGCAACUCUGCGCUGUGAUCAGCCUACCACUGGGAAAAGCCAUGCCCAUCCAAAAGGGAGCCCUUCUGAACAUGCCACUGAUGGCGUGGAGGUGGAAGAGUUGGAUGUCUUUGAUGAAGAUGCUGUUGGUACUGAAGAACCAUCAUAUCCAUCAGGUACAAGCAGUCGGCGUAGCUACCCUGCACAUAGCAAUCCUACACAAGGUAUCAGUGGCCACUCUCAGCCUCGGGACAAGAUUGGUGACAGAUCAACAGCUGCUGCAGCAGCAGCGGCCACGGCAGCAGCAGCAGCAGCUCUGACCUCAGCCGUAGCAUCCACAUCGUCUGCUUUGAUUCAGAGUCAGCGUGGUGCACCUACCGUACACUCCACAGCGGAUUUACAAAAGGCAACAGCUGAAAAUCAGCCAUCAAGCACUACUAGCAAAGCGUCAACAAGUAAACCCAAGCAACAUGUAACAGGACCAAGCAGCCAGGCACAUGCAAUGGCUAACAGCGUCAGCAACAAACAUGCAGUGGCAGCAGCUGAACACCGCGAGUUACUGCACACUUCUCUUGCUGGCUUGAACGAUUCUGUUCGAACAUUUACAGGAGCACUCACAGACAAUUCCACUGAUGAGCAAACCAGUGACACCGAAGCGUCGGCAAAGAAAGUGGUCAAGGAAAGCGUACAAAAAGCAGACUUCUUGACGAUCCUAGAUACCUUGUUUCCCGAUAGACACACCUCUGCUGCUACUGAUAUCCCUACUGGCGAUUCCUUUGGCACAGACCAUAAUGAUGGCCCCAACAAACCACUGUCGGAUUUAUCCGUCCGACAUGAUGGGACGUGGAAGACACGCAUCAAGUCGUUUGCUGUGUUAGGCAGUGAACACCUGAUGGAGACAUUUCUGGCCCAUCACCAGCUGCUGGAUGAGUUGUCGCUACGUCGCCUGAUGCAGCCGUCAUGCAGCACUCUGUAUGCACUGCUUGAUUGGCAGGACAAGUCAGUGAUUUACCUUGUCCAUCUGAACAGGCUUGACAACGCCCUGCUGCAGUUGCAUCUUGUCUACCAGGCCUAUCAGGCCACUCAUACUAUGCUGGUGCUACUGGAGAGAGCGGACUUCCCAACGUACUGGUUACCCAGUCAUCUCGCGCAGGCACCGGUAAAACUGACAAAGUCUAGCCUGAUCAUGACCCGUGCCUCAGGACGUCGUCCGGCUGAUCAACAGGAUGUGCCGCUACCAAGCUGGGCAAGCUGGGCAUUUGGUGUACUGCAGAUGACGUUCAGGGAGUUCUUCUGUUCAUUCAAGCUGAACAACACAAUGAUACCUCCCACGCUAAACCUGCAUGUGGCGGUCAAUGAUCCUGACGACGACUUCUGCAGAAAAACAAAGUGCGCACUUGGUACGAAGAAGAGUAUUACCCUCGAGAAUUGUCUGAAUAGCUUCUUCACUCCUGAGCCGAAUCCAGACAAGCGAGACUCAACUGCAGUCCUGCACAACCAGAAUCCUUACCAAGAGUAUCCUCAACCUCCACAGAAACUGGGCUGGAAAAGGAAGAGCACAGGCAGAGGCGGUGCAGCAAGAUGUCCGGUUGUAGAAGACCAGCGCAUCACCACCUCCUCCAUCUUUACUCUGGACCCGAUAGAUGCGUUCCUCGGUGAGCAGGAUGGACAGGAUGUGUUUCUUAACGAGUAUGCCACAAACUUGAUUGGUGUGACAUGCAUCACAAUGAUGGAAAGCAGUCACACCAAGAAACAACGUGGCUAUGGGCAUCGGCGAGAACAACGCACACGCCGCAAGCAUCUACAGACUGGCGACAUCACCAUGAAGAUGGAGUUCCCGGUUGAACCUGACCCGGCGACACGUAAAGCAAGUGCAUCGGCAACACCUGGCAGCAUGCAGCAUUCAUUACCUGAAGCUAGCAGCACCGCACCAAGAUUGCACCGAUCUUCAAGUGUUACUGGCACAGAUCAAGUUGCGGACCUCCCAAAGACUCCCGUCACGCCAACGGGCAGCAAAGAGGGUACUGGCCUGGCCAGCUCCGCGUCAGGAAAAGGGGCGACUCCCACACGCUCCCAAAGCAUCACUGAACGCACAGGUGCAACGGGCACGAAACGGCCAAAAAAGCUCUUGCCUGGGCCAGCUCUGAAUACUUGUCUGGAGCAGGGAAUUAUUGAAAAGCCAGAGGAUGAAGAGGCUGAAGGAAGUGAGCAGAUGCCAAUGCUCAGCAUCUAUUCAUCAGAUCCCAUUCAGCAAGGAGAAUACCUAAAGACAUGGCAGACCGGCAGCCAGCCUACUCUAUUCGAGCAGUACAGAAGAAUUGACCAAGCAAACCCACUCAGCCAUGUGCUGCUCUCGUGGAAGAAGCCCGUUCGCGUUAUCUGCUGCAUGGCUGACGAUGAGACUGAAAGCUACCGAAUCCUUAAUCGGACAUUUGGAACAGCCAUAUCGCCCAGCAUGCUAUACCGCUCCACAGAUGAUGGGGCGAGUCGUCUUGUUGUCUGCGUCAAGACACUGCCCAACUGCUUGUAUGUGAUCCUGUGCUUCCAUGGUGUCAACCUAAAAGAGGCGUAUACCGAAUGGAAACCUGCGUAUGAACCGCUCCUUCUCGCCGCCGUUGGCCUGAGCAAUCUGUUUGUGCUUGUGUCGGCAGAAAUGGAUCAAAUGCUGUGUGCUUUCACUAGUGUGUUGCAUGCUGCAAUGCAAGGGUUGCGUGGCGAUGCAGCCGGUGCUGAUGGUGAUGGUGAUGGCCAGCAUCAUUGCCCAAACCUGAAGCAGCUUGACGAGCCACUCUUCAGCGGCAAGCUUCUUCUCAUCAAUGCAUCCAGUGGCGAGGCUGACGCCACUCCUGCGCGUGGAGUCAGUGAGACUAGUGGGCUGAGGCAGUCGGACACAGUUACGGUGGAAGGCGUAGUACGCGCAUCAUUCAGUCAGCUUGCAUAUCUGUUGCCUGAGACCAAAGCAGGUGGAGCUCAGGUAUUUCAGCGGCUCAAUCUCAUUGCUGAGGAAAUUGCCUGCAAUCUGAGGACUGGUCAAGUUGGUUUCUAUUCGACAGGCUGCUGUUUCCUUGAACUCCAACAGCUGUUCCUCUCUGCCAUUGCUGCUGGACAGUAUGAUGAUGUUCAUGUCCACACCAUGAUUGGCCAUCAAACAGCAGCGUUGUGCGAGCAGAUAAAGACAGUUCUCUCGGACCACUCCAGCUCCACAGGUACACCAGCAGUACAGCCGCUCUACAUCAAUAUCAACAAGCAGCGCACCAUGCUGACAUGCCCGGAAGAGUCUAGUCUCCUCAGCCAGUAUCCUAAUAUUCCCCUGGCUCCCGUGCAAGAUGCACGGCACGAUGAAGAUCAGCGACAACUACUGCACGAGUUGGCCAUGGCUGUGGUACAUACGCAUGGCUGUAUUCAGCGCUGUCGGAUACUCAAACGGCACCUGAAGAACGGCGUGCUCAGCAUUCUCCGUCAAAUGCUACAAACCAAGUGCAGGGCUGUGAAGAGUGUUGUGUUGCAUCAUCUUCAGGAGUGUCACCAUCCUCAGCGUCUGGAGCAAGUGUGCCGCCGAGAAAUGGAGGCGUUCCUGUCAGCAUGGAAGCUGUGCGAUGGACACUGUCGCUGCACACAUCCUUGCCUCAAACCUGCAAAACAUGAUGGCCCGUGUGACUGCUACUCCGAGGAGAGACUGAGCCAACGAGAAGAGGACUUUGGGCAAUGUACACUGGGCUGUGAGCAGUGUAGCUUUUGUCGUUGGUAUUUCAUCCAGUGAGUCCUACUCAGUGGCCAGUCACACCUCUCCAUGAGCCAUGAGCACUGCAGGGUGAGCCAUGAGCACUGCAUGGGUGAGCCAUGGCCAAUCAAUACUCUCAAUGCCCGGUGCUGAAGGUGUGCUGUGGCGGUCACUCCAUUCCAUGCGCAAUCCAUGGCUCCAGGACUAGUCAGCUUCCGGUGUGUCUUCACAAGCACGGAUCACGUCCAGGAUGUUUGCUCGACAUCACCUGUGAGUGUGUGUGUGUGUGUGUGUGUGUGUGUGUGUGUGUGUGUGUGUGUGUGUGUGUGUGUGUGUGUGUGUGUGUGUGUGUGUGUGUGUGCACUUUGUGCACUGGUUGGUGGGUGGUGCCACAUGUUCAUUCACUGGGCCACGCUUAGCAUAUCUGCAAAGAGUUAUUAUUAUUUUAGGUGCAAGUUAGAUUCCGUAGACGUCAGUUUUUUAUCCCAUGUUGGCAAUGCCAAUUCAAAAUUUACGAUAGAAACAUUUGGAUUCUGUUAUGAACUGCUAUGUUAGGUGCCGUAUGACUCUUGUUUCACUAUGUAUGUUGCUAUGCAUGCAGUGUACAUGCUCACCCAUGCACGCGCCUCCGGUUGGUGUGUACACCGCACAUGUCGUGCAUGUGUCUAGCCACGCACAGUUCACUUCUUGCUUUAGGCCCAAUUAGGGCUAGCCGCUGUCUAACUGUGCAUCCGCUGUCUAACUGUGCAUCCGCUGUCUAACUGUGCAUCCGCUGUCUAACUGUGCAUCCGCUGUCUAAUUAGGGCUAGCCGCUGUCUAACUGUGCUGCCGCUGUCUAACUGUGCAUCCGCUGUCUGGUCACAGUGACCUUGCUUGGCUGUGUCAUGUCGCCGGAAGGGUACGACUGGUCCGCGGUCUGAAUGACCAACCGUGUUGCAUGAAUGGUUUGAUUCGGUGUAGCUUUACUGCUACAUGAUUGCAUUCAUGUUGCAUGACAAUGGGACUAUUUAAUGAUGCGUACCUUCCAUUGUCUUUGCUGCCUUUCAGUUUCUUAGUUUGUCAGCUAACGCUGUAGCUGGACUUCUUUCUUAUAUUGCACGCCCGUCUUUCUGUAGUUCAGUUGAUCUUUAGUUCAGUGUACUUCAGUCUGGUUCUAUGUCUUUCCCAACUCACUUGUAAAUAUAACUCGUUUCCUAAUCCGAAGUGUUGCGUUAGUGCUGGGUGGUCGAACGUGGGUUCCACAACAAUUCUGGCCCAUUUUUUGUUUCACUUUUACUGCAACUGCUGUGCCUGGCGAGGUGCUCAAUCCUGGUGUCUUUACAUGGUUCAGGGCAGCAGAAAGAACACAUCCGAACGGCCUUAUUGCAAGCAUUUCUCUUUCUCUCUCCUUCUCGGCUUGCUGCAUCUAUAUUUUCAGCAUGUUUAAAUUCAACAUGUAGCUAGUAUUCUAGUUCUAUGUACCUAUUCUAGUUAUCAGUUGUCUGAUGAUUGCCUAUGCCUAUGCCUAUGCCUAUGCCUAUGCCUAUGCCUAUGCCUAUGCCUAUGCCUAUGGGCCGCAUGAAGCUAUUAGUAACAAGGGAAUGAUGCGUGGCCAUGA
This is a messenger RNA of Sycon ciliatum, 6220 nucleotides long. RefSeq lists its product as uncharacterized. Bases 418 to 4662 code for a protein of 1414 amino acids. The transcript is spliced from 4 exons. The record is from RefSeq and is a predicted model, not a curated record. Lineage: Eukaryota; Metazoa; Porifera; Calcarea; Leucosolenida; Sycettidae.